Messenger RNA from Knipowitschia caucasica, 432 nucleotides. The record is from the annotation of a GenBank genome assembly. NCBI's taxonomy places the organism in Eukaryota, Metazoa, Chordata, Actinopteri, Gobiiformes, Gobiidae.
AUGGAGGAGUUCUUUAGACAGGGUGACCGAGAGGCGGCGCAGGGACUUCCCUUCUCUCCGCUGUGUGACCGUAAAUCCACCCUCGUGGCCGAGUCUCAGAUCGGGUUCAUAGAUUUCAUCGUGUUUCCGUCGUUCUCGCUCCUCACGGACCUCGCAGAAAAAAUUGUGAUCCCUUUAGUGGAAGAAAACCCCGGGCCCCCGGACCCCUGCAACAGACACAGUCACCUGUGGAGGGAGAGCUCCAGGGGUCUGCAGUGGAGCUUGGCCCACGUCACUGCGGAGCUGGUCAGUUUCCGCUCCACGUGGACGCGGCACACGGAGGAAAACCUGCUGAAGUGGAAAGAGAGCAGUGCUAACGGAUUUCAAGACAAAACGAGGGACGAUAAAAACAAACCAAACUGUUCAGUUCCAAAAGAGACACCGUUUAUUUAA